Halichondria panicea is the source of this 2620-nucleotide messenger RNA. Its product is annotated as sec1 family domain-containing protein 2-like. The transcript is spliced from 14 exons. The record is from RefSeq and is a predicted model, not a curated record. Lineage: Eukaryota; Metazoa; Porifera; Demospongiae; Suberitida; Halichondriidae. Gene Ontology annotation, biological process: intracellular protein transport; vesicle-mediated transport. The coding region runs from base 376 to 2403 and encodes 675 amino acids.
UCGAACAUUCUGGGAACCACGGAACGACCAAGGGAAAGUAUAAAUAUCAUGACUGGAUCUAUGUAUAAGUUUAUACCCACAAUAAUAGAUGAGAUCAUUAUUUUACAGACAACGAUAAUUAUAGGCCCUGAUAAAUAAUAUUUUUUCUCCCAUUAUUCGAACAAAUUAACGAUAGAUGUUUCAUAUAACAACUGACAUAAGACAUAAUUAGUAGCCAUCACUCUUCAGCCAUUUUUUGCCAUGCUGAGAAUGUCGUUAUGCAAACCUUAAUCGGGAUCUUUACCAAAAAAGACAUAGAUGUAAACUCUCAGAUCUAAUGAUUACUACCACAUUCCCUUUGCAUGUGGGUCGUAUAAAUUAGGAGAGAAUCUAGUGAUGGCGUUCUCACAACGAGAUAUAUCUAUUUCUGCUUGGAGAAAGGUUGCUGAUGUCUGUAGAGAUGCUGCUGUAUUUGUGGAUGAUAAUGCAGCGGAGCUGUUACAUUGGGCUGGGGGACUGGAGUUGUUAGACGGAUGUACAGGAAUGUACAGUAUCUACAAGGAACUCAAUUCUAUAGCGAAAGACUUCAUUGCUACUGCACCUUACUCCUGUGUAGUGUUUGUGGUGACGUCGUUCCUGACUGGGGAGUGCAGCACCAGGAUAAACCAGCUCCUCGCUGACCUUCAACCGCUUCACUGUCAUGUCUUCACUACCCACUCUCAACACCUCCACGACCAGUGGACACCCAUGCCUGGUGGGGGUGUAGACGGCACUUACUCACACUUUGGAGAGUUCCAGGCUCUACUCAGAAAGUGGAUCAACAGAGAGGCAGGUGUACGUGUGUCAGUGAGUCAUCUUCCUCUAUCUGUUGUGGAAGUGUGUCCCGGACUGUUGAUUACACCUUCCAACUCCAGCCUCUUCCCCUUACUGCCCUCAGCUAUUGAGGAAAUUAUGGCCCGAUGCAUUCAGGAGGGUGAUAUGAAUUGUUCUCUAGAGCAUCUGGGACAGGUUGAUUUUGAUAUGCUGACACGUCCCUUCAAAAUGGAGUUAAAGAGUCUUGCUGAGUCUCUAAACAGUCUGUUUGAUGGCAUGAAUACUAGGGAGGAGCUGUUCUCAUUGGGAUACACGUCUAGAUUGGUUGCCAGUCAACUAGCAGCACUUCCACAGGCCAAAGCUAGGAGAAAGGUUGCUACCCAGCGUUGCUCUCUUCUCCUAGUGGAUCGAACCCUAGAUCUUUUUGGACCCACCACUCACCAAUCAGACACUCUGGUAGACCGGAUACUCAAGACACUGUUUCGACCUUCUCACACCAGUAGCGAUGUCUGUGUGGACAUGUCUCCAGUGGUAGGUUGUGAGGGCGUGAAAGGUGUGGCAAGAGGGAGUCUGGCACAACCGAAUGACGAUAGAGCUCAACAGCUAUUGAAAAGUCUAGUCCACAGCAGGCAGAAAGAAUCACUAAUGGAAGUGUCUCGUUGUCUGUUGGAUUCUCUUUCCCAAGAAGGGCUCUCAGUAAAACUCACUGGCAAGCUUGCUCGACCUUCAGCUGUUCAACUCAAGGCUUUCUUGCAUCAGUUCAGGGAGCAACCUGGUGCAUACGAGUCACAAAGGGGGGUGCUGCAGUUAGCAUGUGCUGUGGUACAGGCUCUUGAAGCUCCAUCCAGCCAAGAUUGGGACAAAAUGGCCAGUAUAGAGAAGGUGCUAGUAUCAUGUGCUAGUGACCCUAGUUUACCCAGUGUCAUUUCUCAAGUUACUGAUCUGGUCAAGAGCCAAGGAUCACCCAAAGCUGACCUGCUGCCUCUCAGUGCUUUGCUAGCAGUUUGUGUUGCUAUGUUCUCACUGCUGGGUGACACUUGUGUGGAAAAUCAAAGGGAUUUUGACCAAAUGAAGGAGAGUGUUACAGAGCUGGUACUGCAAUGGAGAGACUCUGACACAGAGUUCAUAACCACAACGCUCGGGAUAGACCGAUCAGCUUCUCGCUUGAAGGUUCAAGGUAAAUUGAGCUCUAUCUUCAAAAUUAUGGAGGGAAUAGGAGAGUGCAGGAAUGAGCUGAAUCAGUUCAAGCAUAUACACAGGACACGAGGGCAUACUCCCUACACACCAGUUCUCACUCAGCUAGCAGAUGCACUGUUCAAUCCUGCUCAUCCUGAGUUGUCUGAUGUUGAUUUCCAUUCACAGGGCUCAAUGAGCAACAUCAUUAAGUCCAGUUUCAGUUUGUUUAUGAGCUCUGCUCGACCACACCCCACUCAUCAGCCAACCUUACUAAUCUUUGUGGUGGGCGGUAUUACAUCUUCGGAGGCAAAGAGCAUUCAGGAGAGUGUCUUAAGUCACAAAGGUCGUGUCAAGGUGCUGGUGGGAAGUACAAGACUGGUUUCGCCAUUAGACAUUAUCAGGACUGUCUUCAGUGAUAGGACAAUACAGCAGUGAACUUUGCAAUUAGCUAUAUCUAAUCACAUGUCACGUUUACAUGCAUAUAUAAUUAUAGCCUCGAUUCCAGACCGCUGGGAACGGGAAAAGCAUAUAUUUUUCCUCUUCCCAUCAGCCUGGUAUCAUAGACAGUGAGGCAUUAAUUGUACCAGAAUUUAAUCUUUUAACAUCUCUGAAGUGAUAUCAAAAUCAAACGAAAAUGAACUUUGGUGAUCAA